UGCGUGUGUGGAUCUGUGCGAUCCAUGGAGGAUUAUUCCACUGGUCGGUAAAUUCAGAGCAGACAUUCCUACAUCCAUCGAUCGUGUCGGCCCAUCUCUGCCUGCCUCAAGCUUCCUGGCAACAGAAUAUCCGUCCAUCCGGCCUGCGUGCAGCCAGUGGCGUCGCGUCAUGGCGUCCAAUCCAACAUCAGCUACGUGUAGUGUGCUCUCAUCUCCGUUUCUUCCAGAGUCAGUUCGCGCGCGCACUGGAGUGCCAGGAGAAAAGUGGGUGGGUGCCCAUAUCCAUAUGCUGAUCCAGCCCACACGUGGCCGCUCGGCCACGCCCACCCACACGGCUCAGCGUUACAAGAAGGCCGCCACCCAGGACAAGGGAGUAGCGAGCCACCGAAACGCGCGCACACAACACAGUGACUAACAUCGGUCCGGGAUAGUUCUAGUUUUUCCAGCCAUGCUCUCCACCGGCCGCGCGGUGACCUCGCCCGCGUGCGCUGCCCAGCGCCGGUUCAUGGGCGCGGCGCCAAGGACGGUGGUGUUCCUCGCCGGCGACCACGGGAAGCGAGCUGCUGCUUCUGUGGCAGCGCGCGCCGCCGGCCCGUCCCACCCCGGUGUCUGCCUCGAGGCGGCCGCGCCGUGGAGCAUGGAGGACGUCGCGGCGCCGGUGACCGUGUCGUACGAGGAGAGCGUGCGCCAGGUCGUGCUCAAGCAGGCGGCGCUCGCGGCCUCGACCACGCCGAGGAAGGCGCGGCUUUCCAGGCGCGACGCCGGCGUGCUGGACGAGGCCUUCGACCGCUGCGGCGCGGUGUGCAAGGAGUACGCCAAGACGUUCUACCUGGCCACGCAGCUCAUGACGCCGGAGCGGAGGCGGGCGAUCUGGGCAAUAUACGUGUGGUGCCGUAGGACGGACGAGCUGGUGGACGGCCCGAACGCGGCGCACACGUCGGCGCUGGCGCUGGACCGCUGGGAGUCGCGCCUCGACGGCGUCUUCGCCGGCCGGCCCUACGACAUGCUCGACGCGGCGCUGGCCGACGCCGUGGCCGCCUUCCCGGCCGUCGACGAGCGGCCGUUCCGGGACAUGGUCCAGGGCAUGCGCAUGGACCUCGCCAAGUCCCGCUACGCCACCUUCGACGAGCUCUACCUCUACUGCUACCGCGUGGCCGGCACGGUCGGGCUCAUGACCGUCCCCGUCAUGGGCGUCUCCCCGGGCUCCCAGGCGGGCGUCGAGACGGUGUACGCCGGUGCGCUCGCCCUCGGCGUCGCCAACCAGCUCACCAACAUCCUCAGGGACGUCGGCGAGGAUGCGAGGAGGGGCAGGAUCUACCUGCCGCAGGACGAGCUCGCCACGGCCGGCAUCUCCGAGGCGGACAUCUUCGCCGGUCGCGUCACCGUCGAGUGGAGGAGCUUCAUGAAGGGACAGAUUGCGAGGGCCAGGGCCUACUUCCAGCAGGCCGAGCAAGGCGCCGCCGAGCUCAACCAGGAGAGCCGAUGGCCGGUGUGGGCAUCUCUGCUUCUGUACCGGCAGAUCCUGGACGAGAUCGAGGCCAACGGCUACGACAACUUCAGCAAGCGAGCCUACGUUCCCAAGGCCAAGAAGCUGGCGGCGCUGCCCAAAGCUUACCUCAGGUCCCUCAUGCCUCCUCCUUCUUCGCAGAGGCGCCGUUGAUUAGAUCCUCUAGUGUAAGUGUAACAGUAACACUACACAGAGAGCAGAGCCUUGUAGUUGUAGUAUAUAGCAGUGAUGUACAGUACAGAUUCAAGCUAGACCUUGUGAGUACGUUUUUUUUUUGCAAUGUACAAAGUGUUGAAGAAAAAUUAUGUGCUUGUUAGAAAAUGAUCUUGGUGAAAACAGAGAUGUAUUCAUUGUGGAUGGUCAUCUUGGUGAGCUGGGUUGGGUGUCUAUCUA
Aegilops tauschii subsp. strangulata is the source of this 1900-nucleotide messenger RNA. Its product is annotated as phytoene synthase 2, chloroplastic. The record is from RefSeq and is a predicted model, not a curated record. Gene Ontology annotation, biological process: biosynthetic process. Gene Ontology annotation, molecular function: squalene synthase [NAD(P)H] activity; geranylgeranyl diphosphate synthase activity. NCBI's taxonomy places the organism in Eukaryota, Viridiplantae, Streptophyta, Magnoliopsida, Poales, Poaceae.